AUGAAUUCAUGUUCAAAUUCAAGUAACAACACACGAGACCUUCUGCGAAGACUGCAACAAUAUGCAAAGAACAUUCCAACAGAAAAUAGUCCUUUCUCACGAAUCCUGAAAAAGCGAAUCAAGCUUUCCCGGCACAGUUGCACUAAAAGAAGAACCACAUGAUAAGGGCAUGAACGAACGACACUCAAACUCACCAUGGCUACUGAAUUAAGAGAUCCUUUUUGCAAAGGAGAAGUACUGAAAUCAUCCACAAACACCACACAGGUGAACAUGGGGUUAAAGAAUAAUUGAAAUAAAGUUGCAAAUAAGGAUCAUACACCGUAAGAGAAACGAAUAAGCAGGAACUGGCAGAAAUCAAACGAAGACGAGUUCCAAACAAGUAUGUGUUUUUCCCAACCAAAACGACCACAAUUUCCAUGCAAUUCUUUCCUUGAGCGAAACGUAAAAUAUUCACAAGUCAGUGCACAUUGCUGAAGGUAGCAUCAUUCCACCGAAAAGGGUCUUUCUAACAGGAAUAGUUCUUCGGUUCGCUCUUAACGAUGUUUGGGUUAUUUUGAACCUUUUCCGUAGCCACAGUAACGCUGGCCAAUCCGAUGCAGCUGGAAGCUAAUCCGUUGCCAAAGAUACAUCUAGUGGAAGGACAUUACCUCGUUAGUAACUUGCUCCACAUUUUCCUACUAGCGACAAACAACCGACCACCGAAAGGGGUUUUCCAUCGCUUUUUGCUUCGUUUCAUUCGACCUUCGUGCUUCGAACUUUUCAUACAGCGAAGGUUGGCUUCAAAAGGGCAAAAUUCAUCCCAUCACUCUCUCAUAUAGACUGUCAGCUUUGCGGUUAUCGAUAUGCUUCGGGGUAGUGGAGAGAUUGAUAGGAACCAAAGAUUAUUUGAUUCCACAAUUUAUUGAAGACCAUUUGACAUUAUCAAUGCAGGUAUAGUUUACCUUUUCCCAGCAUUAAUUGCAAGUCUUUUUUUUUUGUUCUCAAAUAGCAAUGAUCUGAACGUGUUCGGUGCAAUGGAGAGAUAUUCUCCUCGCAUUCUUGUGCUUGGCAGUGCCAAUUGAUCUUUGAUAGGAAAUAAUGGUUGGAAACGUAAAACGUUUCAAGUAAAGUGUUGGUCCAGCGAAACGGCCAUUCUCCAAUUGCAUUGAACUGCGCGUUCCUUCAAACACCGUUCCGAAGUAGGACAUCACAAAAUGACAGACACUAAUCGCAGCAAACAGAGCUAUCUGCACAAACACAACGGAAAGAUCGAUCCGCAAUCAGUGCAAUCCCCACCGGGACAGCUCUCGACAGGCUCGAACACUACCGAACAUGGCCGUGCAGCCAGCCAUACCGGGGGUUCCCUGAAACGUAACAAUAGUCAUCAUCAGCGGUUGAAAAAAUCAAACACAAGCACCCUGGAACGAACCUCUAAUGGUGGCCCCGUGGAGUACGGAGCGGAUCGAACUGGUGGCAGUUUCAGCCAUCAUCAUCAUCAGCAACAGCAACAACAGACCGGAACGACCGCUACGAGAUCCGGCGCCGGUUCCAGUCUAGCCAAGAGCUGGUCGAAAACAUCCAGCAGCAGCACCUCGCAAUCCACAUCGCAUGGUCCGGCGGAGCAAACAUCACACCCACUGGACACAGCGGCCAGCAGUGGUCGACCUCCGGGGACAAAUUUAACACCCACCGUCGUCAAAACGGAAGCAUCGCUCAGUGACGAUUUUAAACGCUUCCACACACUACGCAACAGCUACGGCGGCAAAUCCAAUUUAAAUGUAAAUAACACCGACCAAACGAUAAAAUCGCAGGUCCUGCUUCACCAGCAAAAGCUGCGAGAGUACUCGCGACAACUUCCAGCACAGCAACAACAGCCGCACCAUGACAACGAUAGCUACUCAACCUGCUCCUCGUCUCAGUCGGACUACCAGCAUCCCCAGCAACCGCAGCAUCAUCAGCAGCAGCAGCAACACCAUCGCCACAAGCAUCACACACACUAUCGUGUACAUCACCAUCAACACCAUCAGCAGCAGCAACAGCAGCAGCAGCAGCAGCAUCCCAAUGUCCAGCUGGCUCAGACCAUCUACCCCAUCUCUGCCACGGUCGCCGCAACUGCCACAUUGACACGCGCUGGCGGUGGAGGUUCGAUAUUGAAAAAUGCCAACAGCAGCACCAGCCAUCAGGACCCGGUCGGCAGCCGGAACAGCCUCAAACGAGGUCCGGGUGGAUUAAGCACGCUGUCACUCUGCAGCUGCGACGCGGAAACGGAGAUAAUACCAAAUCCAUUAAGGCCAUUAUAUCAGUACAGCCUGGACAGGAGAAAUCCUCGCCAACACACCUACACGUGCGAGCAGAACGCACAGAUUCUGCUGCGACUGGAAAAGGACCGUCAGAAGAAGUUCGGCUCCAUGGGAAAGUUGCAUCUCACCACAUCAACCGGCGACUUGAGUGUAGCACCCGCAGCGAUGCAACGACACUCGAGCAUUACGGGUGCAUCCGUACCGACCUCUUCCGUUUCGACUCCCACUCCAACGCCUCCUCCGCCGGCUGCUCCCACUGGGCCGGCCGGAAAAGUCAGCGGAAAUGCGUGUAAGGUGGCCGCCAACGUGCUCACAUUCGACUGCCAGCAUGGAUCGUACUCUCGGGGUGAUAAUUAUACGGAGGACGACUCGUACAGUGAAGACAUGAUACCACCUCCACCACCGCCACUACUCAACCGGCGCCCUUCCUACGGAUACGGCUGUGUGGUGCAGCAACCUGUUGCAUCCGGACCGGAACCGACACACGCAGACCAGCAGCCAAUGUACGAUCCGACCGCCCAGCCCGCCAUACCUCCCGCCAACGUCGACGUGUACGGUCGUGAAGUGGACGGACUGAUUGGAACUAUGAAUCAGCCGGAUCUCUUCAACUUUGCCUCCAACACAAACGGCUCGUUGAGUGGGACACUAAAGUCAACAUUGAAAUCCGCCAAAUCGUCGACAAACGGUAAAACAACUUCCGGCUCAUUGCCCAUGCCCGCCGAUGGCAAGUCGAAGAUGAACGACCCACUUCCCGUUAUGAUGGUGGACCUGAUGAACGGUAACGGAACGGUCGCACCACCGCUUCCGAAUGGAACUGACCCGACCGGCACGAAGCCAUAUCCGCCUUACUAUUUCGAUGAUAAUUAUCUGCAUCACCACUACUACUACCGGAAUGGGGAGACCGGUGCGGAUGUGCCACUGAAGGACGCUGGGCUGGAUGCAGCGGGGCAGAUGUAUCUCUACCAUCAGCACCAUCACCAUCCGGACGCGGUCCCCGCUGGCUACAUUACCAACUACGAUGCGCUGAAUCUUCCCGCGAAGUACAACACCAUCGGAGCGAAUGGAGAUUUACCACUGGCGGGACACUUUUCCGGGCUGGCGGGAGGCGGUGUCGGUCACCAUGCAAGUUCCUGCAACAUCAAUCAGUACUCGGGCUCGACCAAAAGCAACCUCAUCGCUUCGCACAACCAUCACUUCUCCAACUCGAUCAGCAACUUCAACUUUAAUCCCUCGCAGUACUUUGGUUCGGCGCUGGACCCUCCACCCGGGACGACCAUCAUUCCUGGCGGCGUGAUGGGAGGGGUGAUGGGUGGUGGUGAUGGGUUUCCUUCGUCCUGCAGCCUUAACGGAACGCCCAACAAACAGCAGCCGCAUCCGUGGAAACAUCGCCAGUGUCCGAGUCGAGGUUCGAGCAGUUACCGGUUCCGGAUCAUCAAAAUAGAGAAACUAAUCAAACACCAUUUGCACCAUUCGCCCGUCCAUCCGCUUCCAGAGUGGGAUCUUCCUUCGAGACAGUGGCUUGCGGUGACCUCCAUACUUCUGAUUGCCGGAGCAGCCGGAGUAGCCGUCCCACUCGCGCUCAAGGUUUCGUCCGGUGCGCCCCUCGAGGAGCGGAUGCAGGUCGCUACCCAGCUGCUCGACACAGUGCCUUUAAUCGAUGGUCACAACGAUCUACCGUGGAACAUACGGAAAUUCCUUCACAAUCAGCUAAACGAUUUUCGAGAGUGGAAGGACGACUCGUACAGUGAAGACAUGAUACCACCUCCACCACCGCCACUACUCAACCGGCGCCCUUCCUACGGAUACGGCUGUGUGGUGCAGCAACCUGUUGCAUCCGGACCGGAACCGACACACGCAGACCAGCAGCCAAUGUACGAUCCGACCGCCCAGCCCGCCAUACCUCCCGCCAACGUCGACGUGUACGGUCGUGAAGUGGACGGACUGAUUGGAACUAUGAAUCAGCCGGAUCUCUUCAACUUUGCCUCCAACACAAACGGCUCGUUGAGUGGGACACUAAAGUCAACAUUGAAAUCCGCCAAAUCGUCGACAAACGGUAAAACAACUUCCGGCUCAUUGCCCAUGCCCGCCGAUGGCAAGUCGAAGAUGAACGACCCACUUCCCGUUAUGAUGGUGGACCUGAUGAACGGUAACGGAACGGUCGCACCACCGCUUCCGAAUGGAACUGACCCGACCGGCACGAAGCCAUAUCCGCCUUACUAUUUCGAUGAUAAUUAUCUGCAUCACCACUACUACUACCGGAAUGGGGAGACCGGUGCGGAUGUGCCACUGAAGGACGCUGGGCUGGAUGCAGCGGGGCAGAUGUAUCUCUACCAUCAGCACCAUCACCAUCCGGACGCGGUCCCCGCUGGCUACAUUACCAACUACGAUGCGCUGAAUCUUCCCGCGAAGUACAACACCAUCGGAGCGAAUGGAGAUUUACCACUGGCGGGACACUUUUCCGGGCUGGCGGGAGGCGGUGUCGGUCACCAUGCAAGUUCCUGCAACAUCAAUCAGUACUCGGGCUCGACCAAAAGCAACCUCAUCGCUUCGCACAACCAUCACUUCUCCAACUCGAUCAGCAACUUCAACUUUAAUCCCUCGCAGUACUUUGGUUCGGCGCUGGACCCUCCACCCGGGACGACCAUCAUUCCUGGCGGCGUGAUGGGAGGGGUGAUGGGUGGUGGUGAUGGGUUUCCUUCGUCCUGCAGCCUUAACGGAACGCCCAACAAACAGCAGCCGCAUCCGUGGAAACAUCGCCAGUGUCCGAGUCGAGGUUCGAGCAGUACCGGUUCCGGAUCAUCAAAGUGGGAUCUUCCUUCGAGACAGUGGCUUGCGGUGACCUCCAUACUUCUGAUUGCCGGAGCAGCCGGAGUAGCCGUCCCACUCGCGCUCAAGGUUUCGUCCGGUGCGCCCCUCGAGGAGCGGAUGCAGGUCGCUACCCAGCUGCUCGACACAGUGCCUUUAAUCGAUGGUCACAACGAUCUACCGUGGAACAUACGGAAAUUCCUUCACAAUCAGCUAAACGAUUUUCGCUCAACUCCGUGGAAGAGACUUUCCUUCGUGUGCAUACGUGUCCUGGUUGAACUGAGGUUGAACGAUGUUGUCCUAGAAUCCAAGAUUUCUGUCAGUUAUCUAGAUUUGCAAACAACUAAAGCUCAGGACUUUUGUCCUGCUCAUUUCUAUCUGUUUGUUAUAUGGCCCAGUUUUCCAUUCGUUCACUCUCAAUCGAUUUUCUUGCAAAGUUUUAUUACUAUCUUUUUAUCUCUUGGAACGCUUCACCGUGUCUUCAAAUUACACGUAAAAUGGAGCAAAGAUUCAAAUUGCAAUCUUCAUAAAACCUUUAUCAUAAGUUACUGUAGCAUAAUCCUAUUCUCUCUAACAAGUUUGCUAUUUUUUAUGGCGUACUCAUUUUUUUUUCUCCAUUACUAUUGACUUCAGUACCUAGCGUUCGUAUUUCUUGUACCGAAUUUAUAGAAGCAAUAACUUAUCACACCCCAGCCAUCGCCGACCGUAAAAGGAGAGAAAAUGUUAAACCCAUUAACACGACCCUGUACGCGAAGGGCACACUGUUGAUUGAAAAAUAAUGUAAAUUAAUCUCUCUCGCCCGCGCUAAGAAGCUUAUCAGAAGCACGGCUGCUCGGGCCAACGCCCAGAGCCCGCCCGCCCAGAGCCCGACAAAAGGUGCAAGAAUGGCGAAGAAAGAUAAAAAUCAAAGUGAAAAAAGGGCAGCUGUUGUAAACGAAAUUGGAAAAAUACGCUCCUGUGCGUUGCCCUACCAUUUUUUUUGCAAUGGGUUAAAGCAAUGCAAAUUACCUUGCUCCGCAUCAGCGCCAAACCGCUCGACCGAUCAGCCGGAAGUGCCCGGCACACCGCUGCUCCGGUUGAUGAGAAGCAGUUUUAUUGAACUUCUUCGACCGCCUUUUUUACCGCUUUCUUGCUGAUGGCUUUGGUGGAACCAGAGAGUGGAAGGUGCGCGCACAGCUUUCGAAUCACUUUCUACUUCAACGCUUCAUAGCGCCAUGGCACGCGGGGCAGCACCCGCGGAGGGUGGCGGAUGGAUCCGUCGGUUUCAAUGUUUCAAAGCGAGGCAAUAUUAAUUUACUCUCCAUCGAUUCGUUAAAAGAAUUUCCCAUCCUCCCCCAAUCAUUGUGAAAUUCCCGUACCGUGGAACGUGCCGAAGGCUGUGCGUACCAGGAUUGCAUUCAAUUAAUUGGAUAACGUUAACCUUUUUGCCUGGGAAAUGAGAUAGCAGAUCCGGUGACCAAGGGGGCCUUCGCUGGAAUUUGUAAAAGAACAAACAAAAUUGCUGUCCCCUUUUUCGGACCUUCGUGCUCGAGCGAUAAAAUAUACAAUUUAUGUACCGAUUACCGAGUUGCAGGUAGCGCGUUAGAGGUAGAGCUUUUAUUAAAAGUAAUACAAUAAUGAGAAAUCUGAUCUUCAUUGCCCCUAUGACGGAACCUACAGUUUAUCUCCAUUAGUUUUGCUACCAUGCCACAGGCUGUGCUACAAUAGACAUUGGACAUCAAUCAAUCCCGAUUACUUUCAUUUACGGCUAAAUGUGCUAAUCAAGUACCUGUUUCUAAUCCACCUAAUGCACCGACUACGAGACAAACAAUAAGAUGGCCAUUGGUCUGAACGAAACGAUUAUCGCAUCAGGACGCAAUAGCGUCGUCGUAGUCGCAUGAUAACGAAUUAAUUGAUGUUAAGUGCUGGACAACAAUGCCCGAGAGCGAUAAAAGGAUUUAAUGGACGUUUCCAUUGCGACUGCUGAUCGCUGAUGUAAAGCUAAUCGAAUGGUAAGUGCCGUUUAUUUAGCUUAGGAUGGAGACUUUAUUUGCUUCAUUAGUAAGUUCUUAAAAUGCCACUUCGUUAGGAGCGAUGCAAUAUAAGAGUUUGACCUUCGUUUAAGCUUUUCGAUGUUGUCCGGUUCUUUGAGCACAUUUCGUUUAACAAGAUGUAAAGCAUCAAAACACGGCAUGUAAUGGCAUUGAAGUCAUUUACAAUUUUACAUACCUUAAUCAUCUAAACCUAUUACUAAAAUAAAACCAUUUUCAAUAGGAUUUACAUCGCCCCGACAGCGUAUAACGUUGACAUUAAUUUACUUGUGCCUUUCUCGUUAUCUCUCUCUGUCUCCCACGUGACCCAUUCAACUAUGUUCAUUAAUAGGUGUUGAAGGUGGUGGCCCUCUGAGUACACAGUAUAUAAUGCAUUCUCUUCCACCCGGUCCAAAACCUUGUGGUCCGAUUCGAUCAAUGCGGAUGCACCAAAGUAUGACGUGCGGUCGACGGUGGACUUCACGGUUCACGGCAAGGUAAUGGUCUAUCAUUUUCCAUAAUUUGUCCCCCCACGACGCAAAGGGCCCUUGCAAAUAGAAUUUCAUUUUCACGCCAACUCUUUGAACGGCUGCAAAAUAUAAUGCUCCCCGAUGAAUCGGACCUACACGCGACCGAGCUUCUUUCUAAUCUGCUGCACACCUUCAAUCGUUAUGCCAUAAUUACAGUCCAAGCGCUCCACGGGGACCAUAAAAGAUAAUUAAGAGAUUACUCACGGUUGGCCGGAAUGGAUGGACGGCCACGUCCUUGUGGCGACUGCUGCAUGUGAUGUGCUCGCUCGUGUGGCCAUCGAAGAGUUAAACACCCGCAUUUUCCAAAAUUGCGAAAGGAUGGCCAGUGGCAUCGAACGCAGUAUCAGCAGCAGCAGCAGCAGGGAGUCAUUGUGGUUCCAUCGGUUGGGCCAAACCUUGGAAUUGGAAGCCAAAAUCACUUAUGCACUUUCCACUGGAACUGGCAAUGGAGUGUCCUUUUGUGGUGUAACCGUCGAAGCUUGGUCAUAUGGGUCUACCCACCUGCCUUUCGUUCUGGUCUAUGCACUUCGAUGAUAUAGAUGCUCCUAAGUACCAUGCACCAUGAUUUUAAUACAAAGAGAAUAGAUUACAUUUUUCAUUCCAAUUGCACAAAAUCAGUGACUACGAAGCGAAGCGAUAUGAAAGAAAAGUGCAUUAAGCUUUAAAAGCUUUAUGGAACGACCUAAGAUCCUUUGUAAAAAAUCCUUCAAUCGACUGAUGUUACAAAUGAAACAAAGUGCAUAUCAUUAUGUCGUAUGUACUAAUUGCACUUCAAUCGACGCCAACUUCAAACACAAACUAGUUAUAACUGCACGAACACAAAUAAUAUGUCUCGUGCCUUCCCCAAAUUUGAUAAUUGUUAGCUAAAAGGCAAUCAAAACCAUCAAGCAACUAUCUAAUUUGCAUCAGCAAUCAAUUUGUUGCGUCCUCAGAAACACUAAGUGCUACCUCCACGAAGCAUACUUCAUUCCGUACCGUACUACCCCGCCGAUUUAAUCACACUUCUGACGACCUUCCCGUUGUGCCACAGCGUGCCACAAACACCAGGACACUUUUGAAUAAUACCGCAAACUUAACUGGUUAAUAGAGAGCAUCGUUUUGCAGAAACAGCGGUAGUCUCCCUUUCCGCCAGUGCUGGUGCUCUCCGUGUAGCGCGUCUGCGUAACACAGAAAGGGUCGGAGUAGUAAUGAAAAUGUAUUCAGCAUCCUUCAUUGCUACAUACCGUUCCGGCAGGACCGAACGUUCUGUACACGCAUCCCUCCCUCGACCAUUCAAUCCCACGGGAAUGGCUGCAAUAAUAGAAGACAAGGACACAAUCCUAGUCUUGAUUGCUGGGGAGAGAGUUGGCGCAAAAGCACCGACAAAUUGGGGAUCUUGUUUCUGUUGAAUUCUGUACCCUUGAUUCCUCUUCCCCUGCUUUUUGUUGGUUUAAUGAGGGGUUAGAAAUAGGCCAAAGGGACAAAUUAAAUAUUAUUGUUUAAUUUCUUUUCAGCCAAACAUGCGCCAUCUUUUGAUCGAAAGGAUUUCGCAAAGACCUUAUUCCUAUUGCUCACAAAGCUUACACUGUAGCUGUGAUUUACGCGAUGAAGCAGACUAGAUACGUUAAAGCACAUCAGUCCAGAACUUUCCAGACAAAUGCCUCAAUAAGCUACACAUUUAUCGGCCCAUAUUAUUCCAAUCCAACUUCAUCCAUCUUGUUUGCCCGACCUUUGAUGACUUCUUACAUCAGCUUUCGGGCAACGAGAAGCAUACGCUCGGGAUGUCAUUCGUUCUGUCCUACCGAACCGUUCUGCCCUACACGCCACUAGCGAAGAAGGUUAAACCAGGCCAACCAUCUGCAGUCCUCGCUGCUUUUGCCGUACACCGAGAGCCGGUUCACAAAAAUCCCACAAAAACUAACUAUCCACACGACCACAGAUGCCCGUACGGCAUCCGGAUUUGACAAUAAAAAUUUCGAGAAAGAGAGUUCUGACACAGAGAGAGAGUGAAAGAGUGUGGUAAGGGUGAUAGUGGCGCAGUGAGACGUCAACGAAAGCAGCAGAAAUUGCUAUAUUGGUAUCUGCAACGUAGAAUAGGAAAGGCUCGCACAAAUUGCUGCGGAUGGACUGGACGUAACUUUUGCCUUUGCUUUUGAGACACAUUUUGGGCACAUUUGGACGUACUGCAUAACUGGCUGCUUAUAUUAGGUCUCUUUCCAUGCCUUAUUAGGGUUACUAUUUCAUUUCAAAAUUUCACUUUUAAUUGCCUAAUUUUCUCAUAUAUUUAAGCUCUCCAUUAAAGUUGCACAUUUAAAGAUGGGACUCACAGCACGGUUCCUCGCUACCAAACGACAUUUCAAAGUAUUCCCGACCCCGAAGCAUAUGUUUCCCGCUAAUUUGAUUGUUUUUAAUAUUACAAAACACACGCUUUUACACAUUAAUUUCACAUUUCUCGACACGUUUUCGUAUCGUUUGCCCAUCGUGCCCCCAUAGCGACACGUGUUUUUUGAAUUAAAUAAACCGGGAAUUCUUCGAAAACGCGGUGCGUAUGCAAAUUGCAUACAAAUGCGCAGAAAACAAUUUGUAUUGAUUGUUAGCUAGAGCAACGGGUUUUCCGGUAGGCGCACGACAUACUUUUAUUUCGCAGCGAUACAGCGCUACACUGUGCAUGUGUAAUUAACAUAUGUUUCCCUCUAUCCGCGUUUUCCAGCUCCGGGAACAAAUGUUUAAUCAUUUUUGCACAACUCCAACACACGCUUGAAAGGAACGCGAAUCAGAAGCCAGAGAACGGGAUCAAAUACUAUCCUUGGAGCCGGUUCCGUGAAUGUUAGGUAACCUACUUAACCUUUCACCUCGUGGAAUUGUGAGCUGUGUGAAAUGGAACAGUCUUUUUUUCAUUAAAAUUAUGUCACUUCCACGCAGUUACUUCGCGGUAUGUCGCAAUUUGUAUUACAUUUUCGUUUCCACUUUUCCUGAAAAGCUUAAAACACAAAUCAGCGUAGAAAACCUCGCCGUACAAAGAGACACGGACACGUGUAGAGAGUCCUUGAGCUGACAAGGAAGAUGCAAAGUAAAGCGGCUGAACACGUCCACACUACCACUGUCCACUGUGUCUAGUGUCUAGGACUUCCAGGCUUAGUACGGAGCAGGCCUUGUCGUGUCAGCUCGGUGGUCAUGGUGAGAAAGUACCAUAAUGUUUCAUGGCUUACUGGGAGAACAAAAACAAAACCUUACUCUGCACACCAAAAACUCAUCGUCGGUGUGUCGGUGUCGGUCCCACUCCGCUUCCGGAAUGCAGUCCAGUUUGCCAUAAAUUCCCAUUUGUAUUCCAAUUUAAAGUUGAUAACGUUCGCUAUCCUUUUCUUUGUCUGUUUUCCCCCCCACACAGGCACACGUGCGCUGCAAACCACAGAGCGAUUGUUCGCGAAAAAUGAAACCAGUUUCAGUGACAGUUUUCGGUCUGGAUGAUCUGCACUGUCAAAAAAUGGGUGACGAAAAGCGUGUCCUCGGCGAUAUGAUCCGUUCCCGAAGAGCGGUAAGUAAGCGGAUUUUGGGCAGCAUUUACUACCCUCGUUUUUUGUCUUUCUUCCCUUCCCAUCAGCUCCACUUCAUCGUGGGAUUGAAUCGGUCGUCAUCGCGUUGUGUCCCUAUUGAUUUAUUGAAGCUUGACUUCGAAUAUGUGAUCCAUCAUGGUGUUCGUUUCGGUCGCAUUCUCCGCAGGUUGAAAGUUCCAUCAACAUCCAUUGGUAAACGAGGCGCCAAUACGUGAAAACCCUGAACUACACCAUAAAUGAACCACAUAAAAGGGAAGCUCACCUUUCGCGCGAUGCUAUCGUGCUAUCGGAUCCGUUUCCAUAGAAUAGUGAACAUUCCCGAGAGUUUCAUCCUAGAAAAGUCGCCUAUUGAUGGUUUAGCCGACAGUUUCAUCAAUUGUGCUCCCAUCGGAAGUCGGAAAUCGGAUCCGGCGGCAUAAUCCACAGAUCAGGCAGACAAAUCUGGUUUUGUUAAAACCCGAAAUCGGAUUGUAAUUUAGCGCCUGUUUGAAAACUAGAACAAUGCAGUGCAUUAGUGAAUUGUUUCCUGUAAAGUGUGAAGCUGUAAAGCUUUGUGAAGCAUUAGUUUUGGGUUGAAGAGAUAAGGUAAGUAAACUAAA
Anopheles arabiensis is the source of this 11755-nucleotide messenger RNA. RefSeq lists its product as uncharacterized. The transcript is spliced from 9 exons. NCBI's taxonomy places the organism in Eukaryota, Metazoa, Arthropoda, Insecta, Diptera, Culicidae. The record is from RefSeq and is a predicted model, not a curated record. Gene Ontology annotation, biological process: proteolysis. Gene Ontology annotation, molecular function: metallodipeptidase activity. The coding region runs from base 1194 to 5711 and encodes 1505 amino acids.